CGUGACACCAAACCCGGAAGCGUUCGCUAUGUAAACACGACAUUGUUGUGCCGUGUCGUGUCUGACCCAAAUUGUCAAAGAUUUACGUAAAAUAUUACUUUUAAAUGACUGAUGGAGUUGAUUCAAGCGUAAAUUCAAACUAAUUUCUUGAUACUACGUCGUGUGAAAUUGUCGCCUGGAAAGCAGCAACUUUAGGAUUAAGUCAGGGGUAAAGAUGCCACCACGAAACAUGAUGAAUUCUGGAGUGAGAUACUCAAAACUAGCUAGUGAUGAUGAUGGAUACAUUGAUCUCCAGUUUAAGAAGAGUCCACCUAAAGUCCCUUAUAAAGCGAUCGCCCUGGCAGCAGGUCUCUUCCUCAUUGGCUCUAUACUGAUCGUCAUCGGGUCUCUCCUGUUAGCAGGAUACUUUGAAGUGAACGAUCACCGUGAUCGAACCAUUCCUGUCCUAAUUAUCGGAAUCCUUGUCUUCCUCCCUGGAUUUUACCACCUGCGCAUCGCCUACUACGCCUACAAGGGUUACCGCGGUUACUCUUACGAUGACAUCCCAGACUUUGAUGACUAAAGACAGCGGGCGUCCGAGGAAUUGAGCCUCGUUCGCAUGCGUGGAGACGCACCUGCGCUCUGAUGCAUCUAAAUGGCCUGACCGGCUCUGUUUAUUUAAAUUUCAUCGACUGAGAAAGUGGUUUGAAUUCAUGAAGUGCUAUGAUUACUUUCAUGUGAUGAAAAGCAUUUUAUAUCAGAGAGAAUUCAUCAUCAGAUAACAUUAUAGAGUUCACUGUUCAGUUGCUAUAUUAGUAUUCUGUAGUGAGUUACAGGCAUGCAAAGCCUCCAGCAAGAAAACUACAAUUUGUCUGAUUUAUGUUGAAAAUCUAUUAUUAAUAAUCUUUGCUUAUUUUUAAACACAGUGCUGCUGUAAAAAUAAAAUGUUACUGUUAAGGACACUUGGCACAGAAGUCACUGCGGUUUCUUUAAAUUUGAAGCAGAAGUGGUUCAUGUUUGUAAUUUUCAUAAAUCACUUGCAGACUUGUGUAUGACGUGACUCGCGUCCCCGCAAUGUCUGCAUGUCGUGCCACUGGAUUUAAAUUAUUUUCCAUGAUGUGAAUUUUUCCCACACCAGAGAAUGCUCUGAUUAAAUAAUUUGUUGUAAAUCACA
This is a messenger RNA of Misgurnus anguillicaudatus (oriental weatherfish), 1153 nucleotides long. It is a transcript of the gene tmem230b, whose product is annotated as transmembrane protein 230b. The record is from RefSeq and is a predicted model, not a curated record. Gene Ontology annotation, cellular component: endomembrane system; synaptic vesicle. Gene Ontology annotation, biological process: synaptic vesicle transport. NCBI's taxonomy places the organism in Eukaryota, Metazoa, Chordata, Actinopteri, Cypriniformes, Cobitidae.